Danio aesculapii is the source of this 1259-nucleotide messenger RNA. RefSeq names its product mitochondrial ribosomal protein L19 (gene mrpl19). Gene Ontology annotation, biological process: translation. The transcript has 6 exons. The coding region runs from base 16 to 858 and encodes 280 amino acids. Lineage: Eukaryota; Metazoa; Chordata; Actinopteri; Cypriniformes; Danionidae. The record is from RefSeq and is a predicted model, not a curated record. Gene Ontology annotation, cellular component: ribosome; mitochondrial large ribosomal subunit. Gene Ontology annotation, molecular function: structural constituent of ribosome.
UGUCAGAGGUCAAACAUGGCGGCGUGCACAAGGAGGACGAGAGAAAUGAUGGGCUUAUUAGGAAUUUUAAGAAAUCUGCCCCAUAACGAGAGGUUUCUGUCGACGUCUGUAAUGAGACACGCGUCAGAUGGACCGAAAUUCACCCCUCCGACCAAACCCGUUUUCACAGACAAAGCACAAGAAGAGGCAUCAGUCCGGCGGGUUUUAAGUCCAGAGUUCAUCCCUCCUCGCCAGCGCACAGACCAAAUCAAGUUUUAUAUAGAACGGAAAGAUAUGAUACAGAGGAGGAAAGUUUUCAAGAUUCCAGAGUUUUACGUUGGCAGCAUUUUAGCAGUGACCAUGACAGAUCCUCACGCGAGCGGGAACCUGAAUCGCUUUGUUGGAAUCUGCACUCAGCGCUCUGGAAAAGGAUUGGGUGCUACUUUCAUACUUAGGAAUGUCAUUGAUGGACAGGGAGUGGAGAUAUGCUAUGAGCUGUACAGUCCACGUAUGCGUAAGAUUGAAGUGUUGAAGCUGGAGAAGCGACUGGAUGACAAUCUCAUGUACUUGAGAGACGCUCUACCUGAAUACAGCACCUUCGACUUUGACAUGCAACCUGUCCAUUAUGAGCUCACAAAAGACGCCCCAGUUAAUCCGUUAAAAGUAAAAAUGAAGCCAAAGCCGUGGUCUAAACGUUGGGAGCGCCCAAAGUUUGACAUUAAGGGUAUUCGCUUUGACCUGUAUUUGACUCCAGAGCAGAUGGAGCAUGCGCAGAAGUGGGGACAACCAUGGAGAGAGUAUGAUAUGCUGAAGGAGUACGACACAUCCAGUCUAGAGAAGAAGAUCUUUGAGGAGGUGGAGGAAAAUCUCAGAAAGUAGACUGUACGUGGAGAUUAUCUCUGUGAAUAGACAUGAGGCUCAGGUGACAACUUUUAAGAUGCUGAACAGAUCUGAGAGAUGCUCGUCUAGGUCUGUGGAGUGCCUCAAAAAGGAUUUUGCAGAUGCAAGGAGAUAUGUAACUUUGGGGGGGGAGGCCCUGAGCCAGUGAUACCUUUUUUUAAUCACUGGCUCAGUUCUGAUGCUUAACUACAAAUGGCCACAGUCAAUUAAAAUAAUAGCAAUAAUUCUGUGCUAUUGUUUACUGUAGUGCCGUUAGUGUCAUCAAAUGCAUUUCUCUGUGGUUUUACUUUCUUGCUUGACCUUUAGGGGGCAGCAGAGAACACAAGUAUUACAUGUAAAUUAGUAUCUGAAUAAAUAAUAAAUCAAUUCUAAACCGUUAA